This is a messenger RNA of Plodia interpunctella (Indianmeal moth), 327 nucleotides long. Its product is annotated as probable salivary secreted peptide. The record is from RefSeq and is a predicted model, not a curated record. NCBI's taxonomy places the organism in Eukaryota, Metazoa, Arthropoda, Insecta, Lepidoptera, Pyralidae. The coding region runs from base 1 to 327 and encodes 108 amino acids. The transcript has 2 exons.
AUGAAGACUUUAAUAUGGGUGACGUUGUUCAGUUUUGUGGUGUACGUGUCAAGUGAAAAUCGCUUUUUCGGAGUAAAGACUCCUGAUUCUAAACUGAUUUAUAGGAAAAGAGUAUUCUUGGAAGCUUUUCCUUUUAAGAAGAGGGUGGACUAUGUGGAGUUCACGAAUUCUGCUGUGCCAAUUACGGCGGUGUACUGCUACGACUAUCAGAACAGCGAAGCCUCAGUCAACUGCACGUCAGGCGGCGUUGGCUAUAACUACGUAACGUUACGACUGAAGAGCCAGAGAAGUUACAGACUGGACUAUGCUAUUGAGAUCUACGCGUGA